Molecule: messenger RNA, 3752 nt
Organism: Dipodomys ordii (Ord's kangaroo rat)
Lineage: Eukaryota; Metazoa; Chordata; Mammalia; Rodentia; Heteromyidae
Gene: Brip1
Product: BRCA1 interacting protein C-terminal helicase 1
Biological process (GO): double-strand break repair involved in meiotic recombination; nucleotide-excision repair
Cellular component (GO): nucleus
Molecular function (GO): hydrolase activity, acting on acid anhydrides, in phosphorus-containing anhydrides; DNA helicase activity; ATP binding
Source: RefSeq, a predicted model, not a curated record
AUGAUUGUGUGGACAGUUGCAGUUUUUGACUGCCCCCCGUUGGGUGUCGGCGCGCUAACUGCGGGCUACGAUUGGCUGCUUGCUUCCUGGUCUUCACAGUUGAUUGGUUGCUUGAACUCGCUCGGCGAUUGGGCGCUGGGAGCCGAGGGGUGGGAGGCGGGAAUUCGUUUGGGACUGCGUUGUGAGGGGCGGAAGAGCGCUGCGGCGGCGGCGGGGAAUCGCGAGAUUGUCAGAGGACUGAACAGUAGGCAGCACUGUUUGUUGGAGAGCCCCACAGGCAGCGGGAAAAGCUUAGCCUUGCUUUGUUCUGCUUUAGCCUGGCAACAGUCUCUUACAGGGAAGCCAGUGGAUGAAGGCGUGAGUAAGAAAGCGGAAGCACCACUGUCAUGCUGCUGUUCAUGCCACUCAAAGAGUUCUAUACACAGUGACAUGAGCCCCGGAACUUCACCGCAUUUCAACACAUCAGCAACGGAAAGACAUGACAGUUCAUCAGCCUGUCAAGACUCUCCUGGGAAAAACACUCUGGCUGCAAAGUUAUCUGCCAAGAAACAGGCAUCUGAAUACAGAGAAGAAAAUGAUGAUUUUCAAGUAGAGAAGAAAAGAAUUCGACCCUUAGAAACAGCACAGCAGAUGAGGAAACGUCAGUGUUUUGAAAAGGAAGUACCCCAUUUGGAUGCAGAAGUUGCUUCAGGAAAGACUGUAAAACUCAACUCUCCAUUACAAAAGAUAAAUUCCUUUUCUCCACGGAAGCAUCCUGGUCACUGUUCUAAGUGCUGCUGUUCUACUAAACAAGGAAACAAUCAAGAUUCUUCAGAUACCAUUAAGAAGGACCAUGGGGGGAAAUCCAAGAGACCCAAAAUAUAUUUUGGGACACGCACACACAAACAGAUUGCUCAGAUUACUAGAGAGCUCCGGAGGACAGCUUAUUCAGGGGUGCCAAUGACUAUUCUUUCCAGCAGAGAUCAUACUUGUAUCCAUCCUGAAGUAGUUGGUAACUUCAACAGAAAUGAAAAGUGCAUGGAAUUACUGGAUGGCAAAAACGGGAAAUCCUGCUAUUUGUAUCAUGGUGUUCAUAAAGUUAGUGAUCAAAGUGCUCUACAGAAUGUUCAUGGGAUGUACAAAGCUUGGGAUAUAGAAGAACUUGUCAAACUAGGAAAAAAACUAAAGGCAUGUCCCUAUUACACAGCUCGAGAACUAAAAGAUGAUGCAGACAUAAUAUUUUGUCCUUACAACUAUCUUCUAGAUGCACAAAUAAGGGAAACUAUGGAUAUAAAUCUGAAAGAACAAGUUGUCAUUUUAGAUGAAGCUCAUAACAUUGAAGACUGUGCUAGGGAGUCAGCAAGUUACAGUGUCACAGAAGUUCAGCUUCGGUUUGCUCGAGAUGAACUAGAUGGCUUGGUCAACAGUAAUAUAAGGAAGAAAAACCACGAACCCCUACGAGCUGUAUGCUACAGUCUUAUUAAUUGGUUAGAAGAAAACUCUAAACAUCUUGUAGAAAGAGACUAUGAAUCAUCUUGUAAAAUAUGGAGUGGAAAUGAAAUGCUCUUAAAUUUGCACAAGAUGGGUAUCACUUCUACUAUUUUUCCUAUUUUGCAGGGACAUUUUUCUGCUAUUCUUCAAAAGGAAGAAAAAAUCUUAGCAUUUCAAGAUAAAGAGGAGACAAGAGAAGUACCCAUUAUUAGCGCUUCAACUCAAAUAAUGCUCAAAGGACUUUUUAUGGUGCUUGACUAUCUUUUCAGGGAAAAUAGCAGAUUUGCAGAUGAUUAUAAAAUUGCUAUUCAACAGACUUAUUCCUGGAUAAAUCAUACUGAUAUUCCAGAUAAAAAUGGAUUAUUGGUUGUACCAAAAAACAAGAAGCGUUCAAGACAGAAAAUUGCAGUUCAUGUGCUAAACUUUUGGUGUUUAAAUCCUGCCGUGGCCUUUUCAGAUAUUAAUGGCAAAGUUCGGACGAUUGUUUUGACAUCCGGAACAUUAUCACCAAUGAAAUCUUUUUCAUCUGAGCUUGGUGUUACAUUUACUGUCCAACUAGAGGCUAAUCAUGUCAUUAAUAACUCACAGGUUUGGGUUGGUACCAUUGGUUCAGGCCCUAAGGGUCGGAAUCUCUGUGCUACCUUCCAGCAUACUGAAACAUUUGAGUUCCAGGAUGAAGUGGGAGCACUUUUGUUAUCUGUCUGCCAGACUGUGAGCCAAGGAAUUUUGUGUUUUUUGCCAUCUUACAAGUUACUAGAAAAAUUAAAAGAACGCUGGCUUUCAACUGGUUUAUGGCAAAAUUUGGAACUGAUGAAAACAGUCAUUGUAGAACCUCAAGGAGGAGAAAAGACUGAUUUUGAUCAACUACUUCAGGUGUACUAUGAUGCGAUCAAGUACAAAGGAGAGAAAGAUGGAGCCCUUCUCAUAGCAGUUUGUCGGGGCAAAGUGAGUGAGGGUCUUGAUUUCUCAGAUGACAAUGCCCGUGCUGUGAUAACCAUAGGAAUUCCUUUUCCAAAUGUGAAAGAUCUACAGGUUGAACUCAAGCGACAAUACAAUGACCACUACUCACAAUUGAGAGGUCUUUUGCCGGGCCGUCAGUGGUAUGAAAUACAAGCAUAUAGGGCCUUAAACCAGGCCCUAGGUAGGUGUAUUCGACACAAAAAUGAUUGGGGAGCUCUUCUUCUAGUAGAUGACCGCUUCAAUAAUAACCCAAGUCGCUACACAUCCGGACUUUCUAAAUGGGUAAGACAAGAGAUUCAGCACCAUUCAACCUUUGAGAGUGCGCUGGAGUCCUUAGCUGAAUUUGCUCAAAAGCACCAAAAUGUCACUAAGUCACCCAAAAAGAACAGGAAGAGUAUACAAGACAAUGAGUCUACUCCUAAAGGGGCCUGUUUGGAAGACAGACCCCAUAUGUAUUUAUUGGAAACAGCAAACCAUCUACCACAAGAAACUCCUAGGGAAGAUGAAGCAAAAAUACGUAUCCAGGAACUGCCAAGUGCCAAAGUGAUCACUGAAAAUAUGUCUUCACAAAGCAACAUGAUCACCAGAAAGGAGAAAAAUGAUUCAGUUUUACUGGAAGAAUCUGUUCAAACACUGCAAGCAGAGCAAGUGAUUUCUCGAUCCUCAAGCCCAACUUUCAACAAACAAACCAAGAAAGGUAGCUGGUCUACUUUUUAUUCUUUGAGAAAAUGUUUUACUGAUAACAUAGAGACUGCAACACCUGAGCUCAGGUCCUCAGAGAAUUGUUCUAGUUCUACCUACAAAACAGAAAAAGUGGAAGAGAACACUGUUUUGCCACUCACUGAUGAAUGUGAGUUCUCAGAUUUAACAGUAAGUGCAUCGUUGGGGCCAUGCCCUCAACAAGAAAUCACUAUUUCAUCAAUAAAGAAAGAUGUCAUUGAAGGAAAUAAUUCAAAACAACUGCUAUGCUCUGAUAAAGCCCUGGAUCCAGAUACUCCUUUGUCUCUAGUAAGCAAACAAGAUAAAUAUCCCAGUUCCGCUGAAGCUUUGGAAGAAGAAGCUGAAGAUGAGUCUAUAUAUUUCACACCUGAACUUUAUGAUCCUGUAGAUGAAGAUGAAGAAAAUGAGCUCAAGGAAACUGAUAGGCUUAGUAAUAAUUCAGAUUGCAUUUUAGCUGAAGACCUUUUUGAAAUUGGAACUCUAACUGGAGUGGUCAGCGAAAGGAAAGCUGGUUGCACAGGCACAAAGUUGAAUUCAAGCUUACAUACUGAAGAAAGAUAAGUUGAGGCUGGGAAGGUGGCUCAGUGGUAGAGUGCUUGCCU